Molecule: messenger RNA, 1099 nt
Organism: Astrephomene gubernaculifera
Lineage: Eukaryota; Viridiplantae; Chlorophyta; Chlorophyceae; Chlamydomonadales; Astrephomenaceae
Source: the annotation of a GenBank genome assembly
UAACUGGUCAGAACUGGUAGACACUGUAAGACAACCUGCGAUAUUAAAAAAAUGGCAAACAAAAAUGGCAGCAAUGAAGGCCCUGGGGCGAAAUGCUGCCUAGGAGUGACUUACUUUAAUAGGACGCUCGAGCGCAACGGGGCGGCACCGAAAUGCCUGGGCCUGGCGCAAUUAAAGCAUGGAGACCAGGCUGAUGAUGAUGUUAAAAUGCUUAGCGAUUCGACUGGCGAGUUUAAGUACUACUGCAUUGGAUACGCCUCACAUCGGAAUGGCGCUCGGCCGGCGGGUCCGGGGGAGCCAACGCAGAUGCCGUUCUGCGAGGGGGUGGAGGUGGUACUGACUGAGGAGAUGUCGAACACGACACCAGCGCCGGGCGGUCCCUUUGGAUCCAGCCCCCGCAGCAGCCGUCCCAUACAGCCCGCACUGAACGAUGUCGCCAGCAGAGCCCCCUCCCAUGCAGCCACAGCUGCACCAGCAGCAGCAACUGCGGCAGCCGCAACAGGAGAGAGCGAUCAAGAAGGGCCGCAGGAGGAUCAGCGAUUCAAAGCUCGGUUUCGGAGGCAGUUGCAUAAGAACCUGGAUCUGUUGCGGUUAGCGGCGACGGGGGAGAAGCUGCCCGAGCUGCCCAUUCCCCUGCGCAAGCACGAGAGCUUUGCCAGCGUGCGGCAAACGUUCACGGAGACCGCCUCCCUCAACCUGCUCAAGAUGCGUGUGGCGGCGGAGUUCAUCAGCAGCCGCACGGCGGACGCCAUGAAGCCGGUGUGGAAGCGGCUGCGGUCGGGGGAGGAGGCGGACUAAUGGGGGAAGGGCGAGGGGAACGAGGUGCGGGGCCUGGGACGGUUAGAGGGCAGGCUGAGAUGGCACGGGUGGUGGGUGUUGACAGUGACAAGGACAGCCAACAGCUCGUGUGUUGGUUUCAGGCGCAUGCGCACGGGAAGCAAACCACUGGCAUCAUGCGCUGCGAGAUCGCGGUUGCGGAGUGCAUUGGAGUUGCAGGUUGGGAAAGGAGAAUCGGUGUCGCGAAGAAGGAUAAGUCACUGCAGCUGGAAUUUGGAAACACGCUUGAGUGUUGCAUGCAUUUUGUUGUGCGUCUUACGGG